Paralichthys olivaceus (Japanese flounder) is the source of this 3274-nucleotide messenger RNA. It is a transcript of the gene slc66a1l, whose product is annotated as solute carrier family 66 member 1 like. NCBI's taxonomy places the organism in Eukaryota, Metazoa, Chordata, Actinopteri, Pleuronectiformes, Paralichthyidae. The record is from RefSeq and is a predicted model, not a curated record. Gene Ontology annotation, molecular function: L-lysine transmembrane transporter activity. Gene Ontology annotation, cellular component: lysosomal membrane.
UCAGUCUGUGUUGACUCAGUGCAGCAGCAGUGAUGGAGGACAACAUCAGCAGCUAGCAUGUCUCCUCCUCUGCAGACUCAUGUUGUGUAGUUGAUGUGUGAGGAUGUGUAGGAGGUUCACACAUACAGACACACACACAGAGACCCAAACACACACACACACACACACACACGCUAACAGCCUUUGUUAUCAGACUCGUCAGAUGAGAGUUGAGGUAUGUAGCUGCAGUCCUGCUCUCAUCAUCAGGUCAGUCCUGUGUUAACACAACAAACACACACACACACACAUCUACUCACACGAGCAGCAGCAGGAGCAGGACAGACCCAGACUCAGCCUCCAUGGCGGCCCCUCCUCGCUUCCCCGGCGGGAAGAGUGUGGAUGUUUCCCCGGCUAACUGGAGCGCCCCGGCAGCCAUGAGCAGGCCGCUGUGUGUCAACGGGACCCCGUGGAUCCUCUACCUGCUGGAGGAGUGUGUGGACAAUGUGUGGGAGUACUGCAGCGUGGUGAUAGGACUCAUAUCCAUGUUCUGCUUCCUGCUGUCCACUCUACCGCAGGUGUACGAGGCCUAUCGUAAUGGUAAAGUGGAGGAGGCCAUGUCUUUUGGCUUCCUCUUCUUCCUCUUCAGUGGAGACGUGACCAGUUUUGCAGGCUGUUACCUCACCAGCCAGCUGCCUAUUCAGGUUGUGACAGUGGUGUUCUACAUCUUCACUGAUGUGAUCCUCAUCUCCCAGUUCCUGUACUAUAAGAUAAAGAACAGCUCCAGCAGAAAGAGCCCUGUGCUGAAGUGGCUGUGCUUCACGUGGUGUGUUGCUGCUACAUUAGUCCUCCUGGCUUUACCCAAGCUCAUCAUUGACAAUAGUGCCAAUUUAGACACCCAGAGUCCAGCUGCCUCUAAAUCAGUUGAAAUCACUGGCUAUGUAUGUGGGUACCUGGCAUCUGUCUUCUACCUCUGCUCCCGUUUCCCCCAGCUCUAUAAAAAUUUCCGGCGACAGUCCACGGAGGGGACCUCUUACCUGUUGUUCGCCCUGGCCAUGAUGGGCAAUGGGACGUACGGGUUGAGCGUCAUCGUGGUGCUACCUGCGCUGAAGGGCUCCAAACAGACGUUCAUCAUUAAACAUCUGGCCUGGCUCAUUGGCAGCCUGGGAGUCCUCAUACUGGACUUCUUUGUAACUGCCCAGUUCAUCGUGUACAGAAAAAACCACCCUGCCAAAAGCAAAAAGCUGCUCAGCGUCCCAGAGGUGGAGCCUCUUCUGUGUGAGGAGGAGGAACUGUCCGUGUUAUAGGACACAGUACGGACACCGACAUUGUCAACAACUGACUGGUUAGUCUGUGUUUUGUUUUGGAUCAUUCGUUUGGGGUCUGUCUGGUCAUUGAUUUAGUCACAGAAAACAUAUGUUGCAGAAGCAUUUUGAAAAUGAGGAACCAGUGGAGCCAGCAGGUGACUGCACGGCAUCCUUCCUGUUGAAUUCUGUUUAUAGGACACACACAUGUUCAUCACUGUAGUUAACGUUGUUAUUAAUAAGUAAUAAUCAGGUCAUGGUGUUUUUCUCAUCACAUCACAGGUCAAGUUACACUACGCACCACUUUAUUAAAAUGUAAGUUAACAUUUAAGACCGAUGUGUUAGCAUCACUUCAAUCUUUAUCUUAUUAUGAGCACAUUUUGGAUUAACUAUACCUUUGGGACUUCUUGACCUUGUUUUGAUGGAAUAACUGAAUUUUUAUUUGCCACUGGAGAGCAAACCCAAAGGAGGAAGCUUGAUGCAAGAUUCAUGGUAGAACAAAGUGCCUGUACACGUUUUGACAAGGUAAAUACGACUGUAGGAGAUUGGACAAGGAUUUUUUCCCCCUCAUCUUAUUUGGUGUUUUAGUGAUGUAAGAUAUAGGAACCAACACUGAUGCUUUUUAUGUGGAGUUGACAAAUAGUUUGUGUGCUCCUGGUUUUCUUUUCUGCAUGGUUAACUGUGGCUGACAGGAAAUUGUCAUAAUCAAAAUAUUAGCUCACUAGACUUAUGCUUUCAAUGCAUUAGAAAUGGACAGAAUAUAGAUGUGUACAGGGGCAAUGCCUCUGCUUUGCCUCUUUCAAAGGGAUCAUCUCUGUUUUCCUAAGAAAGACUUGCUGCUUUUUAUAAGCUGAAUAUAGUCUUAAUAUAAAUGCACUGUAUAUAUAUUUGUGUAUGUGUAGCAGGUUGCAUUAACUUUUUUAAGUUUCCUCGUAAUGGCGUUUUCUAAGACAUUACUAUUCAACAAUGAUAGAUCUUAAAAUGGGAACAUCAUUAUGAUUUUAUGAAGCCUCAAAAUGUUUGUAUUCUGUCAUAAGGUUUAAAACAAGGAGCUCAUGUCAAGUCUGACUUUCUUUUCUUUUUAACUACCCUCCAAUGUUAGCUUCAUUAAAGAGUAAUACUUAAGAAAUAGAUGAUGACAAUAAAGGGGAGAAAAAGACAAAUGAGAACAAGUAGUUGUUACAUUGAUGAGCAGUUAGAGCAAAUAUGGAUUUAGAUAAUUCAUUAAACUAAUGGCUGCUCAAAUUUUGUGACACAGUGUGUGUGAAGUGGUGUCACAGUUUAAACAACCAUUGAACUAACAUACUGUACCUGCAGAGAUCUGCAGAUUCCUCUACCUCAUUAUUCUAUGGACAUGUUUAUUACUCCCAGCGUUCCAUUGUGAGCUGGCCUGAAAUUUGGGCACUUUGCUCCUGAAAAUUAAUUUAGUGUUAAAUUUAAUUAGAAAAUUCUAAUUUAUUUAAUAAUAUUGACACUGCUGUUUCAGUUAUGAAAUAUACAUUCCUUAGUGUCAUCAUAAUAAACCUGAGCAACAUUACUGACCAUUUUCUAAUCUUAGGCAGAGACGCAAUUAUGUGAAUUGUUGUAAAUUCUAUAGAAUUUGUCAAGACUUUGUUUACUAAUUAAUUUUUUUCUGUAGCAAAUCCAGUUCUGCAAAUUAUUUUUGUAUUGCACGAUUUAUACUUUAAUACCCUCUGAAUGAGUCUGAUGUACUUUUUCAAUCCAGAACAAACAAUUCCCUAUUUAUUGAAUAUAUUACCACUAUAAACUAUGCUGCAUUUAUAAUACUGUAGUUUAAUGGUGACACUGAUGUAAUGAUGUAUUUAUUUUCUUAUAACAUGUUUUUACAGAUGUGUGCACAUGAACAAAUACAUUGUAAUUCUGAGCUCUGCCAUGAUGUUUCGUGACAAUGUCCUCGAACUGAGAAAAACACAAACGUUAACUGUAUGUAGCCUAUAUUGAACAAAAGUUGAAUAAACUGGAAUAAGCCCUCA